Messenger RNA from Linum trigynum, 2898 nucleotides. The record is from the annotation of a GenBank genome assembly. Lineage: Eukaryota; Viridiplantae; Streptophyta; Magnoliopsida; Malpighiales; Linaceae.
AUGCCUUGUGGAACCACAUCUCUUCUCUUCGGAGCUCUGUUGUUUUUCUGCUUCUCUUCUUCCUUCCCACCUUUUAUUGCAGCACAGCAGCAGUCCAUUACUAACCCUUUAGAAGUCGACGCGUUGCGGGAUGUCCGCAGAAGUUUGAUCGACAUCAAUAGGAAUUUGAGCAAUUGGAAUAGAGGGGAUCCAUGCACAUCCAAUUGGACAGGGGUUCUGUGUUUCAAUUCAACAAUGGAUGAUGGCUAUCUCCAUGUCCGAGAAUUGCAACUGCUGGACAUGAAUCUCACAGGCACUUUAUCACCCUCACUUGGGAAAUUUUCAUAUCUGAAGAUCUUGGACUUUAUGUGGAACAACAUAACUGGAAGUAUCCCGAAGGAGAUAGGAAACAUUACAUCUUUGGAGCUACUGCUCCUUAAUGGAAACCAACUGACAGGUUCCCUUCCAGAAGAGCUUGGCUAUCUUCCAAACUUGGACAGAAUACAGAUUGACCAGAAUCAUAUAUCAGGACCACUACCCAAAUCGUUUGCAUUGCUGAACAAAACAAAGCACUUUCACAUGAACAACAAUUCAAUUAGCGGGCAAAUCCCUCCGGAGCUGUCCAGAUUACCAAGUCUUGUUCACUUCCUUUUAGACAACAACAACUUAUCUGGAUACCUCCCACCUGAGUUUUCUGAACUGCCGAACUUGCUUAUACUUCAACUUGACAAUAACAAUUUCAAUGGAACCUCAAUUCCUCCAUCUUACAGCAGCAUGACUAAAUUGUUGAAGUUGAGUCUGAGAAAUUGUAGUUUGCAAGGACCAAUACCUGAUCUGAGCAGUAUACCGGACCUUGGAUAUCUGGACCUCAGUUCAAACCAGCUGAAUGGAACCAUACCUUCGAACAAGCUUUCUGAUAAUAUCACAACCAUAGAUCUGUCCAGCAACAAUCUUACGGGAACUGUUCCGUCAAGCUUUUCAGGUCUUCCUCUUCUUCAGAUAUUGUCACUUUCAAACAACUCCCUUAAUGGCUCUAUUCCAUCUAAUAUAUGGCAGAGUAGGAGUAACAGUGGAAGCAGAGGACUUAUUUUGGAUUUUGAAAACAAUGCCUUCUCAGAUAUCACUGGCAGUACUGCUCUACCUCCAAAUGUGACACUCUGGCUUCAAGGGAACCCUGUUUGCUCAAAUUCUACCUUUGUCAAGUUUUGUGAAUCUCCUGUUGAUGAUUUGAAGAAUGGGAGUUCAACAAGCUCUAACUUGGUCUGCCCCAUUCAAGCAUGCCCACCACCAUUUGAAUAUUCCCCAACUUCGUCUGUAUCCUGCUUCUGUGCAGCCCCUCUAAUCAUUGGAUAUCGACUGAAAAGCCCUGGAUUUUUUGAUUUUCGGCCUUAUAAAGAUGACUUCGAGUGGUAUUUGACUGAGGGACUAAAAUUGCAACUUCCCCAGCUAGACAUUGCUGAGUUUUCUUGGGAAAAAGGACCUCGAAUCAAAAUGCACUUGAAGAUUUUUCCUGUCUAUGAUGUCAACUCCAACAGCUCUCAUCUCUUCAAUAGUAGCGAGGCUCGUCGUAUCAUAAGCAUGUUCACUGGAUGGAACAUUCCUGAUAGUGAAAUAUUUGGACCUUAUGAGCUUCUCUACCUGACUCUGCUGGACCCUUACAGAAAUGUGAUUGGUGGAGGCUCUCAAAGUUCUGGGAUAGGUAAGGGUGCUGUGGCUGGGAUAGUCUUGGGGGCGGUUGCAGGUGCAGUGACGUUAUCUGCUAUUAUCACACUUCUGAUUGUCAGAUCACAUUUGCGGAAGUAUCGCAUAGUUUCAAAGAGGCGCCAUCCAUCUAAAGCCUCCAUCCGAAUUGAGGGCGUCAAGGAUUUCACUUAUGCCGAAAUGGCUUUGGCAACAAAUAAUUUUAGUAGUUCAGCUCUAGUUGGUCAAGGAGGGUAUGGAAAAGUUUACAAAGGUAUUUUGGCUGAUGGCACUCUCGUGGCGAUCAAGCGUGCUCAAGAAGGUUCAUUACAAGGGGAAAAGGAGUUCUUGACUGAAAUACAAUUACUCUCAAGGCUUCAUCAUAGGAACCUUGUGUCCCUGACUGGAUACUGUGAUGAAGAAGGUGAACAGAUGUUGGUUUAUGAGUUUAUGCCGAAUGGCACUUUAAGGGAUCAUCUCUCAGGCAAGACUAAGGAACCCUUGAGUUUUGCAACACGAGUAAGGGUUGCUUUAGGUUCAGCCAAGGGAAUACUGUAUCUCCACACAGAAGCGGAUCCCCCGAUUUUCCACCGAGAUAUCAAGGCAAGCAACAUACUACUGGACAACAGAUUUAAUGCGAAGGUUGCAGAUUUUGGACUCUCCAGGCUUGCACCAGUUCCAGAUAUUGAAGGCGCAGUGCCUGCUCAUGUAUCCACAGUUGUGAAGGGUACUCCUGGUUACCUGGAUCCGGAGUACUUCCUAACCCAUAAGUUGACGGACAAAAGUGACGUCUACAGCCUUGGUGUCGUCUUUCUAGAACUGCUGACCGGUAUGCAACCGAUCUCACAUGGGAAAAACAUUGUUCGUGAGGUUAACAUCGCAUACCAGUCCGGUAUGAUAUUCUCAGUAAUUGAUGGGAAAAUGGGAUCAUACCCUUCGGACAGUGUGGAGAAGUUUUUGACAUUGGCACUAAAGUGCUGCCAAGACGAGACAGAUUCGAGGCCGUCAAUGGCUGACGUGGUAAGAGAACUGGAGAGCAUGUGGUCUUUGCUGCCUGAAUCUGAGACCAAAACUUCAGAGUUGAUGUCUACUACAGAUACAGAUAGUACAGAUCCAAAAAGGGGAGCUGCCAGCACAACUUCCUCUGCUUCCUCGUCGCUGAAAAAUCCGUAUGUGUCAUCAGAUGUGUCGGGCAGCAAUCUCGUGAGUGGAGUUGUACCCACCAUUGCUCCCAGGUGA